This is a messenger RNA of Lotus japonicus, 1360 nucleotides long. RefSeq names its product homocysteine S-methyltransferase 1. Bases 193 to 1179 code for a protein of 328 amino acids. The record is from RefSeq and is a predicted model, not a curated record. Lineage: Eukaryota; Viridiplantae; Streptophyta; Magnoliopsida; Fabales; Fabaceae. The transcript has 7 exons. Gene Ontology annotation, biological process: S-methylmethionine cycle. Gene Ontology annotation, molecular function: zinc ion binding; S-adenosylmethionine-homocysteine S-methyltransferase activity.
AAAGAACCUAAAUGCUUAUUUCGUCUAUAUUCACACCUACACCUACUACAACAUCCACCGAACCCAACAACGCGUAGCGGCAAUAAGAAGCCUGUGUCCCUCCCUCCCCAACGUGCUAACAUGCUCUGUUCCCUUCACGGUAUUUGAACGUCCUCGUCGUCGUUGUCAUCGAAGACGAGAAACGCAUAUACCAUGAAGAGCGACAAGAAGCCAUCAUCGUUGCAGGAUCUCAUUGAGAAUGCACCUGGAGGUUGUGCUGUUACCGAUGGAGGGUUCGCUACACAGCUUGAAAAACAUGGAGCUUCUUUCACUGAUCCUCUUUGGAGCGCCGUUUGUUUGAUCAAAGACCCCCAUCUUAUCAAGAAGGUUCAUUUGGAAUAUUUGGAGGCUGGUGCAAAUAUAUUGGUUACCUCAUCUUACCAGGCUACACUGCCUGGAUUUUUGGCAAGGGGGCUGUCCAUUGAAGAAGGGGAGAUGCUGCUAAAGAGGAGUGUGAAAUUGGCAGUUGAAGCCCGGGAUAGUUUCUGGAAUUUUUCUAAAAGAAAUCCUAGUAAUAAAUAUAGACAGGCUUUGGUUGCAGCCUCCAUUGGAAGCUAUGGGGCUUACCUUGCUGAUGGCUCAGAAUACAGGGGAUUGUAUGGACCAGAUGUGACUUUGGAGAAGUUGAAGGAUUUUCAUCGCCGCAGAUUGCAAGUUCUUGUUGAAGCUGGUCCAGAUUUGCUUGCUUUUGAGACAAUUCCAAACAAAAUUGAAGCUCAGGCUUUAGUAGAAUUGCUUGAAGAAGAAAAUGUACAAAUCCCAUCUUGGAUCUGCUUCACCUCUGUAGAUGGUGAAAAUGCUCCCUCAGGAGAGAGUUUCAAGGAUUGUCUUGAAGCAAUAAAUAAGAGUGACAAAGUAGGUGCGGUUGGUAUAAACUGUGCACCACCCCAUUUUAUGGAAAAUCUGAUAUGCAAAUUUAAGCAGUUGACAAAGAAGGCAAUCAUUGUAUAUCCCAAUAGUGGAGAAGUAUGGGAUGGUAGAGCCAAGAAAUGGCUACCAUCUAAGUGUUUUCACGAUGAAGAUUUUGGAUUUCAUGCGACAAGAUGGCGUGAUUUGGGUGCUAAAAUUAUAGGAGGUUGUUGCAGGACUACACCCUCCACCAUUCAAGUUAUUUCAAAUGCUUUAAGAGAAGAAUCUUAGUUGUGCUUGUUGAUGUAGUAAUUGUUUUCAACAAAUUGAGAGAUUUUGUCUAGGCAAUCUCUAAGAUCUAGAAUAUGAACCUUCAAAUUUUGGUUGUCUUAAGCGUGUUCAUUCAGUUGAAAGGAAUUCGUUUCUUUAUGCUUAAGUAAUAAGAAAAAAAUUAUUUAUACUUGCGUUAAAA